This is a messenger RNA of Magallana angulata, 638 nucleotides long. RefSeq lists its product as uncharacterized. NCBI's taxonomy places the organism in Eukaryota, Metazoa, Mollusca, Bivalvia, Ostreida, Ostreidae. Gene Ontology annotation, molecular function: calcium ion binding. The coding region runs from base 83 to 532 and encodes 149 amino acids. The record is from RefSeq and is a predicted model, not a curated record. The transcript is spliced from 6 exons.
AUUGGCAUUCACGCAAUGUAUGGCAUAAUCUUAUGUGUACACGGUCACUGUCUGAUAGAUAAGAGUAGUAGAGAGGUGUAAAAUGUUGCUACAAACAAUUGGCCUGGUUGCCUCCAUAUUGGUGCUUGGGGUUUAUGGAGCGGGGAUGACUCUAGAGAGCAUGGCGGCGCAGGUAGUUCACCGAGUGAAUCCGAGUGGCUCUCACGUGACCUAUGAUCAGCUGCGUAAAUUCCUCAACGUGAAUUACGACAGAGACAACAACGGCUGCGUUUCUUACGCCGAGUUUUCGUCCGUGUGGACGGCGAUAUAUCACGACUCGUUGGACGUCGCCACCAAGUUCGUCACAAACAUGGACAUGGACCAUGACGGAUGUUUGGACGAUAUCGAGGUUCUCGUCAACGGUGUCCGGAACAAUCAGCAUCUAAAAAUAGAUUACCCUCUUGGUGUCCAUGACUUUGCAGUUGUAUUAGAAGUGUAUCACCCUUCAGCAACCGGAACCGGAAGUUCUCCGGAUCCAGGAGUGGUAGGCUGAGCAACUUCCGCAUACACUGAAAGCGGGGUGGUCACAAUUACCUCUUUACCCGAAUGUUAUCUCUCAUGUCAAGUAGCAAUCAUAAAUAAACAGCUAAAGUAUCUUG